Molecule: messenger RNA, 2756 nt
Organism: Brassica napus (rape)
Lineage: Eukaryota; Viridiplantae; Streptophyta; Magnoliopsida; Brassicales; Brassicaceae
Product: putative F-box/LRR-repeat protein At3g28410
Exons: 1
Coding region: 738-1670 (310 amino acids)
Molecular function (GO): protein binding
Source: RefSeq, a predicted model, not a curated record
CAGAAUAAAACAAUGACGCUUAAAGAAGCAUCAGAAGCGCAACUGCUUCUUCUUCUUCUUCUUCUCUUUUCUUUUUUUUAAUUAAAAUUGCUAACCACCCCUUAAGCAACCAUGGAUAAUGGUGGUCUUAAAACUUUGGUUUUUAGAAAGCUUCAUCAGCUCACUUUUUUUUGAAAAGGCUAUCGCGAGUCGGUCGUCACUUUAUAUGGCGCUAACUUUGGAGUUCUCCACACUCAAGGUUCUCUCCGACAGUUUAACGCUCAUCAGAAUAAUUUCUGGUAAUCUCCGGUCAAAAGAAAUCAUCGAAUUGUAAAAGAUACCCGAUCGGUCCCCUCUGGUUUUACAGCAAUUUUUUCUAUUAUAUUUCUAGAUUAGUUGCCGAUGAUUUAACAAAAAGGCUUUUUAAGCUCAUUUUCCUUUGUUACGGACAUCAUGAUUUAGGCCAUUUUGAACUCAUUUCUUCUUCUUAGUUUUUAUAAUGAAAUAUUCAGUGACAAAAAAAUUGAUUAAUUCCAUUUUAGUUUUAAAAUAAUGUGGGUAACAAAAACUAGAGAUUAAUGUAAUAAAUAAAUCGAGCUAGCAUUUCAAGUUCAGAAAAUUGAUAUAUUUUGAUAAUUUAUGAUUUAAUAAUAUCAUUCGAUAGGAUAUACAUAAAAUAGGAGAACCCCAACAAUGCAGCUUUUUUUUUUUGUAGAGAAUCCCUAACCAACGCAAAAACAAACAAGCAUCAAUCAUCAAUGAUGGAUCGUAGUAUUACCGAAGGAGUUGAUUGCAUAAGCUCAAUGCCAGACGUGAUCCUCCACCAUAUUCUCUCUUUUAUUCCCAUUGGUCUCGCCAUCAGAUCUUCCACCUUGUCCAAACGAUGGAGGCAUGUAUGGUGCGAGACACCUCGUCUCGACUUUCGUGGCUAUCACCCAAUGGCAACUGCUCGCGAUAUAAACCAAACCCUAAUCUCCUACAAGGCUCCGAAAAUCACGAGUUUCCAUCUUUGUGUGAUCGUCUGGGUCCCUAAACUUGAGCCCCAGAUUAAUAACUGGAUCGAGUUCGCUGUGUCCCGUAACGUGGAGCAGCUGUUUCUGUCCUUCGGUUGUCGUGUUAAUCACGCGACUUAUCGUUUCCUUAACUCGUUCUUUAAUAGUUCCUCCUUACAGAACCUUCACGUCGAUUUUAUUACGGGGAUCCCCGGAUGCACGGUUUCUUGGAAAUCUCUGAGGUCAUUGACGUUGGGUCAUUGUUUUCAAUCUCUUGAUGAUGUUCUCUCUGGCUGUCCGGUUCUUGAAACCUUGACUCUUGGUUACUGUGGUGGAGUUCACAGUCUUGACUUGAGUAAGUCACCUACUCUGACAAUAUUGAAAAUCAAUCGCAGGCUGUACUGCUGGCCGACUCCAGGUUCAAUAGAGAUUGUAGCUCCGCACCUCCGUUAUUUGGAUUUGUUAAACACUCAUGAAACAUGUACUUUAGUUGAUGUCUCCUCUUUGACCAAAGCCAAACUUGACAUUCGCAUACAGGGAGACCCAUACCGAUACCAUUAUUAUUCUGAUGAUGUGAAGGCUGACUUUCUUCGACUUGAGAACAUGUUGUUAAAGAUGCUAGCACAACUUCGAAAUGUUGAGCUGCUUACUCUUGAAACAACCUUUCUUCAGGUAUAUACUAUUCUUGCAUUUUCUUGAGACCAUGCAAGUUUGUGUUUCAUUACCUGUUUAUGCUUAUAGAUUAUAUCUGUCGCCGAACUACGUGGUGUUUCUUUCCCAAUGCUCAAGGUCCAAACUUUGACCCUUCAUACCAAGAUUGCAAGAUCUGUUACUCCUGGCAUAACCAGGUUACUACAAAGUUCACCUACACUAAAGAAGCUUAUAGUAUACGCAACGGAACCGAAGUCCAUAGAGGUAUCUUUUUUACCGGAAAUAUUUUUUUUACCAUGCAGGCUAAUACUCUUUCCAUUUUAUGCAUAAUGUCAUUUUUCACACAAAUUGAAAUGGAUUUUUUUAUUUUUUUAAUUAAUAGUGUUUUAGAUAAAGAAAAUUAUUUAUAAAAUCAAUGCAUUAUAUUUUGUAACUAAUAUUAAGUUUAAAAAUAGUAUAAAUUGUAUUUGAAAUUAUAAAAUGACAGUAAAAAUGUCAAUAGAGGGAGUAUGUCUUUCACUUUUUUGAUGGGCUAAUUUGUAUAUAGGAUUUGAUAUGUUGUUGAAAAAAAUCUCACGUGUUAAUAUGAUUUGGACUUUAGAGUAACACUUUUUAUAUGCUCUACAGGAUAGGGAUCUGGACGAGUAUUUGGAUUCACAAGGCAUGAAUCUGGAUCAAUGUUGGAGACCAAAAUGUGAUGGGUUUCCUACCUCGAGUAAUUUACGUUUUAAGGAUGCAACGUGGUACUUGAAACUCGUGGCUUCGUUCAUAGAAUGGUUGCUGAAAAACGUAAAGACACUAGAGACUCUAGUUGUAGUGUUCGAAUAUCUUUCUUGCAGUGAUGAUGCAACAUGGUUUGAAGAGUUGCUUCGGAUGCUUCCAACGCUUUCUAACAACAAUAAUGUCUCCAUUGUGCUCAGACGCGGCUAAUGUAUUUGCAUCCACAUGUUUUAUUUAAAGUGUUAAUUUUAUACUUAAGUUGGAUGUUCAAUACUAUUUUGAUGUUACCAAAAAAAGAGUUCAAUUUUCUUUUGAAUCACUUAAUUAAUUGCUGUUAUCUGACUAACCAUUGCGCUUUUGUCUUUUUUUAGACUUAUUACAUGUUCACUAGAAAAAUUAUUGAUAAGAAUGCUC